Molecule: messenger RNA, 890 nt
Organism: Thamnophis sirtalis
Lineage: Eukaryota; Metazoa; Chordata; Lepidosauria; Squamata; Natricidae
Source: RefSeq, a predicted model, not a curated record
CUUUCCAAGCAGCCUCCGUGUCUCCAGUGUCUUUUCCCCCACUUGGAGCCGAACCCAGAAGGACAUUUCUUCCCACAGUCGGUUCAGAGAGAAGAUGGGCUGAAGGUGGCCACGGAGGUUCUCCCUCCAGGAGAAGGACUCAGGUGGGCUGCCAUCUUUAGCUCCCCUGCACCAGUUGGGUUCCUCCUGGCAGUCAAGAGGCCACCCGGCUGCCUUUUCUGACCUCCAAGCCAAUUCCAGGCAGGGUCCCACGGCAGGGUUGAGGCACAGGUCCACCUGGCCUGGACCUCACCUCUAGCCAAGCUGGCUACCCAGUUGUGGGAGCCUCCCAGCUCCUCCUCCUCCUCCUCCUCCUCGGUGGGGAAACCUGUCUGGGCAGGGCUUAGUGGGGAGUCCACUCAGCUGCUGGGAGAGGCUCCUGUCAGAGUCGGCAUCCAGGCAGCCCCGCCUGUUGGGCUCUUUAAAUCUAGCCUGGCCGGGCUGUGGGGCUCAGACGCAGAAACAGCACCUCCCGCAGCAGCAUGAUCUCCCAGGAGCUCCUCCUUGCCCUCACUCUGCUUGUCCUGGGCACCCAGGCGGCUUCCUUGGCUGGCAAAGAGGACCAAGCCAAGGAGGGCUACUGCUACCACCUGCCUCCCUUGGGGGACGUCUUCGACAGCCAGGACUGCAGCGCCUGCCAGAAGAACGCCUCCUGCUCCACCUGUGCCAGGGAUGACCAGUGCCCAGGCACCCAGAAAUGCUGCCCGGGAGACUGUGGCUACGUCUGCGAGGACGCCAUUAUGGGUGAGUUGCCCUCUCAGCCCAGCCUUUCCCCGUUUCUUCCCAUCUGGAGGGAAGCCUUUAAGACGUGCUUGGAGGGCUCCUCCUUUCAGCCCAUCCCAUUUUGGUAG